Molecule: messenger RNA, 1278 nt
Organism: Pochonia chlamydosporia 170
Lineage: Eukaryota; Fungi; Ascomycota; Sordariomycetes; Hypocreales; Clavicipitaceae
Product: C2H2 finger domain-containing protein
Exons: 3
Coding region: 1-1278 (425 amino acids)
Biological process (GO): regulation of transcription by RNA polymerase II
Cellular component (GO): PcG protein complex; transcription regulator complex
Molecular function (GO): RNA polymerase II cis-regulatory region sequence-specific DNA binding; DNA-binding transcription factor activity, RNA polymerase II-specific
Source: RefSeq, a predicted model, not a curated record
AUGCUGAAUAACAAAGCAGGCUCACUCGCGCAGCACUACCAGCAGCAACAUUUUAUGGGAACUCCCGCCGAUUAUCAUCAUCCACACCUCUCACUCGUCAAACCUGAGCACACCAUGGAGCGAUCUGUUUCUCCUCACAUGUCGGAGCACUCUGCGUACUCGACGCCGCAUACCAUGGCGAGAUCUUAUGCAUCUCCAGGUGCCAUGCAAGCCCCGAUGCACAUCCCGAAUGCGAUGCCGACGCAAAUGUCUUUGCCUACGUUUCCAGAUAUGCCCGGAGCCAUGGGCCCAGUCCACAGCAUGACCAUGCACCAGAUGCCCCAGCACAGCCAACCAUCUCCGCAGCCUGCCAAGGCAUUUUUGUGUGGUACUUGCAGCAAGAGCUUUGCUCGCCGAAGCGAUCUUGCCAGACAUGAACGUAUUCACACCGGUCUUAGACCACAUGUGUGCGACUAUCCUGGUUGUGGCAAGCAGUUUAUUCAAAGAUCCGCCCUCACUGUUCACAAGCGAGUCCACACAGGAGAAAAACCACAUCACUGUGAAACAUGCGCCAAGCGUUUCAGUGAUAGCAGCUCUCUAGCCCGACACAGACGAACUCACACUGGCAACCGGCCAUACAAAUGCCCAUAUGCUGAUUGCCAAAAGACGUUCACACGCCGAACAACCUUGACACGACAUCAGAAUCACCACAGUGGCACAAUUGAGGAAGCAGCAGCAGCAACAGCAGCAGCCCUGGCUGCAUCCAAAGCGCAGAAGUCGUCUCGAUCGCGUUCCGACGGGGACCAUUUGUCGAGCCAUGGGUCUCCUUUGACCACUCCUUCCCCGGGCCAGCGGACAAUGUCCAUGUCUCCCAGCAUGGAUAUGGCUGCUGCAGCCGGCGUGAGCCGACAUCCCGGCGAUUUCCAGUAUAUACAACAAAAUGGUUCGCUUCCACCGCAUUUACGGGUAGGAAGUCCAAAUUCGACAUCCUCCACCGGCUACAGCAGUGCUGGAAUGAGGCCGACAUCGCAUCCAACCAGCUACGGACCACCGCCUACAUUGGAGCCAAGUGUUGAACAGCAUCAGACUGGAAGUUCCGGCGGCAGUCCUCACAUGAGCAGUGUUAGCUGGCAGUCACCGUCUCAUGUCCCAUCGCCAUCCCAAGGUGCGGGAAGCUAUGUGUAUCCCGAACCUGACACGUAUCAACAAAACGCGGCGAUGGGCCAGAUGUACUACGGAGCGUCGACCCAAAUGCGUCGACCUCAAAGUACAGAACCUGGGCUAGUACAUAUGGCUUAG